CUCCAGCUUCCAGACUUUUCUGUCUGGUCUCUUGGCCCCUGACAGCCAAGUGAGGCCUGAGCGAAGGCCCCACAUUGACCCCUCUUCACUUGUAAUCUCUUUUAAUGGUGUCCGGGAGAGUCACGAUGGCUGUCCUCUUGGGGACAAGGAGUCUUGGGGACAAUCGUGGGGUCUGCCUCUUUCCCGCGCCUCUCUCCCACUUAACCCCCUCCCCCAACUCGCGCACAGGCCCUGCCCCACGGGGCUCCGGACAUUGCAGCUGCGGUAAAGAUGAGACGUAGCAACAGUUCUGCAGCAGUGUGGUGGUGACUUGAGUGUGUUCUCCUCCUGACAUUCACCUGCAGCUUUUCGUGCGCUUUUCUGUAUGUAUUUAAUAGUAUCACUCAACAAAAGGGAGUUUAUCAGGCCGGGUGGCUGGCUCACGCAGGAGAAUCGCUUGAGCCUAGGAGUUCGAGACCAGGCUGGGCAACAUAGGGAGAACCCCAUCUCUACAAAAAAAUAAAAAAUAAAGUUUAUAGACCGGACGAGGUGGCUCACGCCUGUAAUCCUAGCACUUUGGGAGGUCGAGAUGGGAGGAUCGCUUGAGCCCAGGAGUUCGAGAUUACCUGGGCAACAUAAUAAGACCCUGCCUCUUAAAAAAAAAAAAAUCAGUUAACAGCACCAGAGGCAUAGCUGUGGUUACGAUGGUCACCAAGAAGGGUACUGUGGAGGGUGAGGCAGGGGAGGGCUAAGCCUUUCUCUGUGCACUGGGAGCCGCUCUCCUAAAGCCCCGGCUGCAUCUUCAUCUUUGUGGCCCGAGCCCAGACCACAGCCUGCAUCACAGGAGACCGCGGGGGGCGGAUGAAUUAAUGCAGCCAGAGAGACCAGUCCGCCUCCUCGUCUCGCGUGUCCGCGUGGGGUUGUGGGUGGUCAGGGAGAAGUAGGGUGGAUGACCCAGAAAGGCCGCCCUCCCCUGACUUUGUCUGGGAACAAUCCUUGCCCCAGGCCUGGUCCUUAGAAGGCAAGACAGCCCCCUUCCAGCUGGGGGAUCAAUCUGCUGUUGGCUGCGCCGCGGUCCGGCUCCCUCGGGUCUGGCCUGGUCGAGGAUCCAGUUCCUUCACAGCUGCGGCCUCCCCGGGGCCCAUUAACGAAGGUGGGGAAGGGCGGAGAAAGGGUCAGGGUCUAGGAUGAGAGUAGCUGCGGGCGCGCCAGGGCGGUGACAGUCUGGCUCUUGGAGGUAAGAUGGGCGUGACUGAUUCCGAACUCCGCCUGCAUUUGCAGAAGCGAAGGGAACCGAGCGAGCGGAGCUGAGCUCGGCUAGGCCACGGGAGGCCCCUCCUCUCCGGGCGUCCGCGCGCCUAGCUCUGCGCUCGGAGCCUCGCGCCCUUGGACAGCAGUUAGUUGCUGACUCGGAUGCAGCCGAUCGGUAACACCUUCUCCGAGAGCCGGGUGGCAUCCCGGUGUCCCAGCGUGGGCCUCGCUGAACGGAACCAGGUAGCCACAAUGCCGGUGCGGCUGCUCAAGGAGAGUCCGCCAGCGCAGGAGGACAAUGAUCAUGCCAGAGACGGUUUCCAAAUGAAGAUGGAUGCCCACGGCUUCGCCCCGGAGGAGCUGGUGGUGCAGGUGGACGGCCAAUGGCUGAUGGUGAUCGGACAGCGGCAACUGGACGGCAGUGACCCGGAAAGGGUCAGUUACCGCAUGUCACAGAAGGUGCUCCCAUCCAACCUGAAUCCUACCGCCAUAACCUGCUGCCCGAUCCCCUCCGGGCAGCUGUGGGUCAGAGGCCAGUGUGUGGCCCUGGCUCUCUCUGAAGCCCAUACAGGACCGUCCCGGAGACUCAGGAGCCUUGGCUCUAAGGCUUCCAACCUGACCCAGUAAACAAACGACCCGAUGUGCAGCA
Messenger RNA from Chlorocebus sabaeus (green monkey), 1879 nucleotides. Lineage: Eukaryota; Metazoa; Chordata; Mammalia; Primates; Cercopithecidae. The record is from RefSeq and is a predicted model, not a curated record.